This is a messenger RNA of Ornithodoros turicata, 1869 nucleotides long. Its product is annotated as BRCA1-associated protein-like. Bases 142 to 1827 code for a protein of 561 amino acids. Gene Ontology annotation, biological process: Ras protein signal transduction; protein ubiquitination. The transcript is spliced from 2 exons. Gene Ontology annotation, cellular component: cytoplasm. Gene Ontology annotation, molecular function: ubiquitin protein ligase activity; zinc ion binding. NCBI's taxonomy places the organism in Eukaryota, Metazoa, Arthropoda, Arachnida, Ixodida, Argasidae. The record is from RefSeq and is a predicted model, not a curated record.
GCCAGCUCCCACAGAGAAGGAAGCGAAUGUGUAGAGGUGUUAUGUUUGCAUUCCGCAAAGGCUCGAUGAUCGCAUAUUCAGAAAGUUGCAAACCAAAUCCGAACUUGGGGUAUGUGACAGUCGAAUGACGUGUCGAGUAAUAUGUCUAUAUCGCUGGCCUUGUUCAAGAUAGAAGUCGCGGCUGACUACCCUCUUCUCUCGCACAUAAACUACGUAUCACCCAAAGCAUUACGACAUGACUACUCAGCUCGCCUAAAAGGUACCGAUUUGACUGAAUCCCAAGUUGUUGAACUCAAGAAAGAAAGUCGAGGUUGUCGAGAGGUACACGAGAUCACAAUCGAGUCUGUCGAUUUGGAUGCCGUUUGGAACAUGGCGAGUAAGAAAGACCUAGCUGCGCUUGACCAGGAAAAGUCGCACGAAGCACAAACAGGAGAGAAAGUAAAGGUAUCAACAUGCAGCGAGAUCCCAUUCUUCAGUGGAAAUCAUUGUGUGGAAGUUACCCGUGGGAUCAUUCAUUUAUUCAAGGAAAACCAACAGACGUCUUUGAGUGAAACAGAACGAAGUGAAAUGCUUUGCAUGCUCGCUGUUCCAUCUAUCAUGACACUUCAUGACUUGUUGCAGUUCAUCGCACCUGUCAGCGUCAACGUAGAAAACAUACGCGUUAUUCGCGACUCUAAGCCCAACUUGUACAUGGUGCUCAUUAAAUUUAGAUCCCAGAAGUCUGCGGAUGAGUUCUACCACAACUUCAACGGCAUCCGCUUCAACUCGAUCGAACCCGAAGUUUGUCACCUGAUCUUCGUGUCUCGAUUGGAGAUGGUCAAAGAGUCCGAAGAUGACACUUCAUGUCUACCGAUUCCCGGUCACACAGAACUCCCAACCUGCCCAGUCUGUCUGGAACGCAUGGACGAAUCUGUUGAAGGAAUCUUGACGAUUCUUUGCAACCACAGUUUUCACGACAGUUGCCUCGCAAAAUGGGGUGACACAAGUUGCCCCGUCUGUCGAUACUCACAGACACCGGAACCGGUACCGGACAAUAGGUGCUUCAGUUGUGGAUCGCAAGAGAACCUUUGGAUUUGUCUCAUCUGUGGUCACAUCGGUUGCGGCCGGUACGUCGAGGCUCACGCCUACAAUCAUUACGCACGGACGGGACACACAUUUGCGAUGCAGUUGGGCAAUAAUAGCGUGUGGGACUAUGCGGGGGAUAACUACGUCCAUCGCCUCAUUCAGAACAAGACGGACGGGAAGUUGGUUCAGUUAGAAAACUUGCAGACGGACAGUGAUGAGAAGUUGGACUCUGUGCAGCUGGAAUACACGUACCUCUUGACGAGUCAGUUGGAGAAUCAGAGGAGGUAUUUUGAAGAUUGCAUGGAUGUUGUACAGAAGGAGAACAUGAAACAGAUCAACGAAUUGAAGGAAAAGACGCAGAUAGCGGUAGAAGAAAGAAAAGAAUUGGAGAGGAAACUCAGUCAGGUGACAAAAGAUAAAGAAACAGCGCGGCGGAAGAGCGACCAACUGGCUUCCCAGCUGAGCAAGACCAAGCAGGAACUGCAAGAGGAACGGGAGAUGAACAAGUGCCUUCGAGAAAACCAGCAAGAUUGGCAGAGGAGGCUCAAGGAUGUGGAGACAAAGCUCCUGCAUGUGCAGCAAAGCAAAGACAAGGAAAUACAAGAUCUACAAGAGCAGCUGAGGGACCUCAUGUUCUACCUGGAUGCCAAGGACAAGAUCAGCUCGGCUUCUAGCGAUGUCCGCCAGGAGAUCCAAGAAGGCACCAUUGUCGUUGGUGCUUCAGGAUCUCAGAAACAACAGCGUCGGAGAAGAAAUUGCUGAUGGAGUUCUUUUCGCUGGAAUAAAAACUUGUUUCCCAUUUUG